GCCUCCUUAGCCACAGCAUCCUCAGAGCAAACUGAAUGAAUAGACACGUCUUGCGAUACUGACAUCAUAUGAAAUACUAUCCGAGAGCAGACUCAGGGUGAUAUUGAGUGAAAGACAAAUGAUCGUUCAGACAGAGGCAAAAACCGAGACCUGGCACAGGACGUACGGCUCCAACAUCCUCGCAUCUGACUCAAGAAAUCUGACCAGUGAUGCAGCGGGAAAAUGCACACGAGCAUCAUUUCUAACACAGAGACUUCUGUAAAGGACUGCUCAAUACAUUUCAUUAAAUAAAUCCGGGCUGUGUUAUUUCGUGUUACUGGAGCUAUGUCGAUUCUUGGGGUUAUACUCAUACCAGGUGAUGUCAAUGAAAUCGUUUAUCGUUUAUAAAUAAGAGGAAACACGCAACACGUUGUUGACUGGCAAAUAGGAGCUCAAGAUUAAUCCAGCCUUCAUUCAUGGGAUGACCUUCUGCCGUGUGGCCUGUCCCAUUAACCCCUGCAUCCCUCUCCUGUCUGUCUGUGAGCUUCGGACUCCAGCAGGCUGAUGAGACGCUUUGUGUACUGUAAGGUGGUGCUGACCACCUCUCUUGUCUGGGUGCUAGUGGAUGUCUUCUUACUGCUGUACUUCAGUGAGUGCAACAAAUGUGACAACAAGAAGGAUCGCUCGCUCUUGCCUGCACUAAGAGCGGUGAUGUCACGAACCCCAGAGGCUCCUGGUGAAAUGGGGAAGGCAGUGAUCAUUCCAAAGGAACAGCAGGACAAGAUGAAAGAGCUCUUUAAAAUCAAUCAGUUCAAUCUGAUGGCCAGUGACAUGAUCGCACUCAACAGAACUCUGCCAGAUGUCAGGCUGGACGGAUGUAAGACGAAGACAUACCCUGAUGAUCUCCCAAACACCAGCAUUGUGAUCGUGUUUCACAAUGAGGCAUGGAGUACUCUCCUGAGAACCAUACAUAGCGCCAUAAACCGCUCACCCAGACACCUGCUGCUGGAGAUACUACUGGUAGACGAUGCCAGCGAGAGAGAUUUCCUAAAGAGGAAACUAGAGGAUUAUGUUGCUAAUCUAGAAGUUCCAGUGCGCAUUUUGAGAAUGGAACAGCGAUCUGGUUUAAUACGAGCACGGCUGAGAGGGGCAGCUGCUACACGAGGGCAGGUUAUCACCUUCCUGGAUGCCCACUGUGAGUGCACCGCAGGGUGGCUGGAGCCACUGCUGGCCCGGAUUAAAGAGGACAGGAGAGCUGUGGUCUGCCCUAUCAUUGAUGUCAUCAGCGAUGAGACAUUUGAGUACAUGGCUGGCUCAGAUAUGACCUACGGGGGAUUCAACUGGAAACUCAACUUCAGAUGGUAUCCAGUUCCUCAGAGAGAGAUGGACCGACGCAAAGGAGACAGGACCCUCCCUGUAAGAACUCCAACAAUGGCCGGAGGUCUGUUCUCCAUUCACCGCACAUAUUUUGAAGAAAUUGGCAUGUAUGACUCGGGUAUGGAUAUAUGGGGAGGAGAGAAUCUCGAGAUGUCUUUUCGGAUCUGGCAGUGUGGAGGAUCUCUUGAGAUAGUCACAUGUUCUCAUGUAGGCCAUGUAUUUCGUAAAGCCACGCCAUACAGCUUCCCUGGUGGAACUGGUCAAGUUAUUAACAAGAACAACAGACGAUUGGCUGAGGUCUGGAUGGAUGAGUUUAAAGAUUUCUUCUACAUUAUCUCACCAGGUGUUGUUCGGGUAGAUUAUGGAGACGUCUCCUCUCGGAAGGCUUUGAGAGAAGCUUUGAAGUGUAAACCCUUCUCAUGGUACCUGGAGAACAUCUACCCCGACUCUCAGAUUCCACGGAGAUAUUACUCACUAGGAGAGAUCAGAAAUGUUGAGACCAAUCAGUGUGUGGAUAACAUGGGCCGUAAAGAGAACGAAAAGGUUGGGUUUUUCAACUGUCAUGGAAUGGGUGGAAACCAGGUAUUCUCAUACACAGCUGAUAAAGAGAUCCGUACUGAUGACCUUUGUCUGGAUGUAUCACGGCUCAAUGGACCUGUCGUUAUGCUGAAAUGCCAUCACAUGAAAGGAAACCAGAUGUUUGAAUAUGAUGCAGAGCAGCUGACUUUGCUCCAUGUGAAUAGUAACCAGUGUCUGGACAUGCCUUCUGAGGAAGAUAAGAUGGUUCCUACUCUCAGAGACUGUAACGGCAGGCGGUCACAGCAGUGGAUCCUCAGGAACAUGACGAUAAGUGUUUGACAAAACCACCAACUACAAGUUGAGACCUGAACAUCUGCGCUGUACCCUGAUGACACCAGAGUCAGGUUUAUGGCCAUCUUCACAGCGCUGUGAGCUGUCAUUUUCUGGUCCAGCCUGGCUUUGAUCAGAACCACAAAGAGCACAUUUGCUGAUCCAUUAGUGUCUCCAGCACAGGCUUGAGUCUCUGCUCAUGUUUGGACUGCUCUGUUUGCUUGAUUCUUUUAGUGCUCAGAGUCACUGGUCAAGGGUCAGAUCGCAGGCUAUGUUUGGUCCACAGUGUGUUUUAAAUGCUCACCGUCUUUGAUCUGAGCUUGUGUCACUGAGUUUAUGUGGCUGGCUAGCAUUGCUGCUCGUUCUGUGGGGCCUCUUUCAGAAGAAUAUCUUAGCUGUCAUAUUGUAGACAAUAACCCAUGUUUCUUCAGAAUAGGAGAAACUGUGUUGGCCUACAAUGAAGGUGCAUCCUGUGGUAUAAUGAAUCAUGUGUUAGUCAGUGGAUUGUGCACUGACACCAUAUUAAUUGCUGCUGUUACUUAAAACUAUCUGCUAUCUUUUAUUGGGGCUGCAAUAUAUGUCUGCCUUAAGGAAACUUAAAAUCAGAAAAUCAUAGACAACAUAAAAAAGAAAAACUGAGACCAAGACGACAAACAUUUUCAGAUAUCUGUUACACACACAACAUCAUUUUGCUUUAUAUUUUGGGAUUUUGUAUUUUUUAAACUAAUUUGUUUCGUUGUAUUGUAUUGUGUUAUUUGUAGUUCUAUUGAUUUUACUCAUUGGUUAAAGCACAAGGCCAAAGCAUUAAGUUUUAUUAUUACAUUUAACUAUUAUUUAAUUAAUCUGCAUGUUUUUAUGGAAAUAAAAUCCUGAAAAAGUUACAUUUGUUAAUUGGACCACUGAAAAAUAAAACUGCUUUUAUUUUUCCUUAGUUUCUUUGAUGGUGAAUUUAGAAACUUUCAAAUUGCUUUAGUUAAAAGAAUCUGCUAAAUGCCUAAAUAUAAAUGGGUUUUUUGAAGUCUAUUCUAUAGAUAAAUGUUAUCCCAAAAAUUAAAAAUUUUCUCGUUAUUUACUCACCCUCAUGCCAAGUUGUCACAUGAUAUACAGCCUCAAAACACACAAGAAGCAAGUGUUCAUAAAGGAUUGUCGCCAUAUUUGGAAAUAAUAUGGAAAUAAUAUUAUAGGAGUGCGAAAAUCCUGCAGUGUACUCCGGCCUUUAGAUGAGUCACAGUAUCCGGAUGAGCAGUCCAUUCCUUACUGAAAAAUCCAGCUAAGACCACCAUAAGCUGGUAGCUGCUGGUGGCAGUAGCUGGUUUAAGCUGGUCCUCCCAGCCUGGCAAAGCUGGUCAAGCUGGUGGGUCAGCUGGUCUUCCAGCCUGACCACCUAAGUCCAGCUAGACCAGCUUAAAAAGUGACCAAAACACAGCUAGACCAGUUUGCUACACAAGCAAUACAAGCUAAAACCAAGCUGGGAGACCAGCUAAAACCAGCUCACCAGUUUAUGCCGGUCUUAGCUGAAUUUUUUAUUGUGUUAUUUUGUGUAUUCAUGUUAUUUGUUUUACCUUGGAACAUCUUCAUCAAAUUACAGUGCUGCUGUCAAUUUUUCCUCAACGUUGAAUUGCUAUAGAUCAGACAAUUGUACAAAAUAUGAUCUAGACCUUUCUGAGCAUCGUUGUACAUAUUAAAAUAUAGUCAAUAUUUUUUUAAUAUAAGUCUAUAAAACUUAAUGGACUUUUACCGAGUGGGACUGCCUGCCUGCACUAUCUACUGCUGUAUGCCUACACUGAUACUGUUCAAGAAAUCUAAUGUACUCACCAUGUUUAUCAAUGUUCACUGUCUGUUUACCACACAAAAAUAUGCAUUACAGUAAUGAAUCUUGAAAUAUUUGGUUUAAGCACUUGUAAUCUCUUACAAAUCAGAAAAUAACAGUUUGAACAUGUAUUUGCAAAGUGUAUUCACGUACAACUGAAUUAAUUUAGGUCUCAUAAACACAUCUCAAUCAAUAUAUUAUCAUGGCUUUCCUAGAUUUUCACUUGCAUGGUACAGACUAUACAUGUAUUUUCAACUUCAUAAAAGCUUAAAUGUGUAACUUUGCAUUCAUCUUAAUGUUAACUGUUUGUACUUUUUUAUCUGAAUCGAUUUUGUUUAAUAGAUUAUCAAAUUUAAACUGUG
Molecule: messenger RNA, 4377 nt
Organism: Paramisgurnus dabryanus
Lineage: Eukaryota; Metazoa; Chordata; Actinopteri; Cypriniformes; Cobitidae
Gene: galnt13
Product: polypeptide N-acetylgalactosaminyltransferase 13
Biological process (GO): protein O-linked glycosylation
Cellular component (GO): Golgi apparatus
Molecular function (GO): polypeptide N-acetylgalactosaminyltransferase activity
Source: RefSeq, a predicted model, not a curated record